This is a messenger RNA of Ostrea edulis (European flat oyster), 1255 nucleotides long. RefSeq names its product lens fiber major intrinsic protein-like. Lineage: Eukaryota; Metazoa; Mollusca; Bivalvia; Ostreida; Ostreidae. The record is from RefSeq and is a predicted model, not a curated record. Gene Ontology annotation, biological process: transmembrane transport. The transcript is spliced from 3 exons. Gene Ontology annotation, cellular component: plasma membrane. Bases 340 to 1191 code for a protein of 283 amino acids. Gene Ontology annotation, molecular function: water channel activity.
UACUAAUUGCCCGAAAUGUAGUCACACUGGCAGAAAAUAUCCUUUGAGCGGCAAAUGACCGUUUAUUGCCUUUAGAUGGGAGAGCCCGUUCAUACGGAGUUUGUGUCGUCGUUUACGACGCUGUUCGCCGGCGAAUAAUUUGAUGGGAUAAUUGAAUACCAAAAUUGCCGGAUUGCAGAAACAGUCAAAUCAUCUAUCAAGUGUGGAAGAGAAAUUUUGAUAUCCUUAAAAGGGAUUUUAGAAAGCGCGAAUUGAUCAGACUGUGAAGGGCAUCAAGUGUCGUGCGAAGUAGAAAAAAAAUCUGACGACAUAUUUACAGCUCUUUCAAAUGUGAAAGCGAUGAAGAUUAAGGAAUAUCUUGUGAAAGUAAAGGAUGAGAUAAAAGAGCGACAUUUUUGGAAAGGUGUUCGAUGUGAAUUCUUGGGAACUCUGCUCUAUGUCUUAUUUGGGUGUGCAGCGAUUGUUGCGUGGAAUCCUGACAACCACGAUCCAAAUAAGAUAAUCCGUGUUAGUUUUAGUUUCGGAUUCAUUGAAUUUCUUCUGGUUUCUUCACUAAGCCACGUCAGCGGAGCACAGUUUAAUCCUGUUAUCACAAUAUCUAUGCUUUGCACAAAAUACAUUACACUGUUUAGAGCAACUUGUUAUAUCUUUGUGCAACUCAUUGCUGGAAUAAUAUCCUAUGCCAUUUUGUACGGACUUGUACCCGAGUAUUCUAGAAAACAUUUGGCAGUCAACACUAUUCACCAAGAUAUCUCUCAUGGUCAAGCAUUUGGAAUUGAAUUUCUAGGAACCUUUGUCUUUGUUUUUUCAUAUUUUUCUUCACUGAGGAAGAAAAACGAAAAACUUAGACCAAAAGCUCUCCCAUGUGGGUUCGCGAUUGCUUCUGCUCAUCUGUUUGCGGUUGAAGCAACAGUAUGUGGCAUCAAUCCCGCGAGAAGCCUUGCUCCUGCAAUUUUCCAGAAUGCAUGGUCUAAUCACUGGAUAUUCUGGAUUGGGCCAAUUCUUGGUGGUAUCAUUGGUGCAUUCACUUUCGAAUACACUCGGGACUGUUCGAUACAGUUGAGAGAUCCGCAGAAUGAGGCGUCCAACCAAUUUGUUUACAGUCUUCAAAAUAAGGACGACGUUGCCAGCAGUUUUUCUCUCAAUAGCGAAGUCCCAGGAGAGCAGAAUGAAAUUAUUGACGAAUUAUAGGAAGUCUGGAUCCAUGUAUAUUAACUCAAAGCAUUUUAGAAAAUACAAAAUACAUGUAGUUUAA